CGCUGACUCGUGUCGUGUCCCUACUCCCUCCCUUUCCUCCAGACACACACGAACGCUAGUAACACCGGCAGCUUUAACGGAGGAGGAACAUCACAUCAAGCCAUAAUAAUCCGGAAUAACGGGACACAACUGAAGGAUCCGAUAUCUGCCACAGGACGGCGAAUGGACUGAGAUCUCAAACGCUUCUGAGAAAUCUGCAAAGACUGACGCCUUAACACACACACACACACACACACACACACACUGAAGAAAUACAGGGACCCAGAUAAAUGGCUGACAAACAGAUCAGUUUGCCUGCUAAGCUGAUAAACGGCGGUGUGGCGGGACUGAUCGGCGUUACCUGCGUGUUUCCCAUCGAUCUGGCCAAGACUCGCCUUCAGAACCAGCAGAAUGGAUGCCGUCUCUAUUCCAGCAUGUCAGACUGCCUUAUUAAGACCAUCCGCUCGGAGGGAUACUUCGGCAUGUACAGAGGAGCUGCGGUGAACUUAACUCUCGUCACUCCAGAAAAAGCCAUCAAGCUUGCAGCCAAUGAUUUCUUCAGAUUUCACCUCUCUAAGGACGGGCAGAAACUCACUCUCCUGCGAGAGAUGCUGGCCGGCUGCGGGGCGGGAACAUGUCAGGUCAUCGUUACGACACCGAUGGAGAUGCUAAAGAUUCAGCUGCAAGAUGCUGGAAGAAUCGCGGCGCAGAGGAAGCUGAUGCCUCAGGCUGCGGCCCCCGGGGGCCCCGUGGAGCUCAAGUCCCCCACUGCUAUGCAACUGACCAGAGAACUGCUGAAGGAGAAGGGCAUCGCGGGUCUCUACAAGGGCCUGGGAGCCACACUGCUCAGGGACGUCCCGUUUUCCAUCAUCUAUUUCCCUCUGUUCGCCAAUCUGAAUAACCUGGGUAAGAGAGGAGGCGAGGGUCCGGCUCCGUUCUACGUGUCGUUCGUGUCGGGCUGCGCUGCGGGGAGCACGGCUGCGGUCGCCGUCAACCCUGUGGACGUGAUAAAGACGAGACUACAGUCGCUAAACCGAGGAAGUCAAGAGGACACUUACAGCGGGGUGACGGACUGCAUCAGGAAGAUAUUACGCAACGAGGGGCCGAGCGCUUUCCUGAAGGGUGCGUACUGUCGAGCUCUGGUCAUCGCGCCGCUCUUCGGCAUCGCUCAGGUCAUCUACUUCCUCGGCGUGGGCGAAUACAUCUUGAGCUGUCUGCCCAAACAGAACAACUAACCCAUAAUGCCCUUUCUCACAAGGAUCAAAGCGUAACGCCAACCAGUCUGACUGAUUUGAAUAGUUUGUCGUCGUGCCGUUUGUGUGUUUUUAUCUGAAUGUGGUGCUUUUAAUACUGAGGUUGUGUUUGCCAAGCUGCCUGUUUUUGUCACGCCGAGACCAUAUGAGCGUUUUAAAUCUCCAGACAUUUAAAGCGUAAAAUCAGCGAUCAAUCGUGACACUUUGAAUCGUAGAGCUCUUGUUAAUGAUAUCAGCUCUUUUUAAUUGUUCAUUUCCUGGGACAUGAGGGCAUGUAAUGUUGAUUAGUUUGCCCUCGAGGAGACGUGUGGAAGUGUUUGUGUGCGAUGCGUAUUCUCGGCAUAUCUUUCUGCAUAUCAAGGCUUUAUUCAGCACAUAUUACGAAAUUACGGAGGUUAAUUCGAUUCGUUUUUCUUUAAAAAGCUGUGAGAGACGUAUCUCUCAAAUUAGCCCAAUCAAAAUGGAGAUGCCCGUAACCAGCGGCGAAGCGACUAUUAAAACUUCCUGAAAGUUCCCACACUUUGGGAGAUGAUUAUUAUAGACACAAGAAGAAUUAGCCCACGCAAAUCUGUUUCCAUAUAUUAGUAGUGAAAUAGCAUUAAAAACUCAUGCUUUGUGGGUAGUUUGAGGUUUAAUUAGAACAUGUUGGGUAUGCAAAUUCCUUUUUUUAGGGACGGGACACAUGAAAUGUCAUACAAAGUAGUUAUCACACCCAAAACCAGUGCUAUUUUAGAUAUUAUUAUAGUUUUUAUUAUUAUUUUUCGUUGUCAUUUUAAUUCCAGUUCUAGUAAUUAUAUGUUUGUAGAUGUCUAUAUAGCUUUUAUUAAUUUAUAUUUCAGGUUUAAUUUUUUUUUUUUUGACCAUAAAAUUGGGGGAUUUUGCCAUGGCAACUAGCUGAAAAAUAAGUUUAAGUUUUUGUACAUUUUAUUUUAUUUCAGUUAAUGUUUAUUUGAAUUCAAAUAACAACAAUGUUUUGACAUUUAUAACAAUUAUUUUAACUGCUAUUUAUAAAUAUUUUAAAAUAACAGCCCUGACUAAAACAUUAAAAACAUUUUUGUUAAUUAGAUUCAAGCUGAAUAUUAUUAGAUGAAGAACUUAAACUAAAUGAAAAUAGAAAUGUUGCCUUGGCAAAGCACUGAACGAAAACCCCCAAUAAUAGCAUUGAAAAGGUUAAAAUGACAAAAACACAGCAAUAAAAACUGAAUUUAAAAAAGCUAAGUCAAAUUAUUAAUAAAAACUAUAAUAGUGUAUAAAUAGCAUGCUUGUCAUGUCACCUAAUUAAUAUUCAUGAGCAACGCUGUGUCCCGCCCACUGCAAACCAACUUUAGCCAGUUAUAAAUAUCCACAACGCCUAGAUUUGUUAGGUUCAUAUCUGUCGGAUCAGAUUUGAGAAGACGCCAAAGUAACGUGCAGAUUGAUUGUAAAGCCCGCCUGGUGAAUCUAUGCUGGGGGCGGGGCUAAUAAUUAUGAAUAUUAAUGCUUUUGUCUGCCUUGGAUCGUGGAAUUUGAAUAGUCAUUCCAGUUUUGUGGAGAAUCGGAUAAGCACACGCUCACGGAGUGACGUUCCAGACUCUGGAUUGAAGUCAUAUUUAUGAUCAUAUCGAUGUAAACACACUUAUAGUAUAUCUCACUAUAUAUUUGUAUGGAUAGUUUUAUCAGUGUCUGAUAGUUUGUGUGAUUAUUGUUUUGUAUACGAUGGCUUAUUUGCACACCUCCCCGAUCCUUCUGUUUGGCAUCUGGAAGAGUUAAUAUGCCAGUUUACAGCGUUUGAGCCGGACCUGCGGUGUAUCAGUGUUGCUGCACUGUCAAAUCAACCAAACAAAAACCCAAAGGUUGUAGUUCUCGUUUAAUGUUUGCUUUAUUUCUUAUUUUAGCCCGUUGUGGAGUGGAAAACACAAUGCUGUCGCUCACAGUCCACGCCGUCGGCUAGAGCCAGAUAAAGCUCGGCCUGUUCUCCGUUUCACACUGCCAAACUUUCCUGAACAAAUCCCUGCCGAUAGUACCUCUGCAGUCCCCCUUCCCAGUACACUGAUUUCCUACACUCGUCCUGCUACUGAAUGUGCACUAGCGUUCAAACGUUCGGGGUCAGGAAGAUUUCUUAUUUUGAAAGAAAUUAAUACUUUUAUUCAGCAAUGGAUGCAUUAAAUAGAUCAGAAGUGACACUAAAGACAUUUAUAAUGUUGCAACUUUCUAUUCACCAAAGAAUCCUGACAGUUUCACCAAAAAAAGGGGAAUGUUUGCAUUACAAUAUCGUUUUACACCCUAAGAAGUAACUAAUUACGUUACUUUUUAUGGAAAGUAAUCCACUGCAUUACUCUCUGGCUGAUUCUCGGGUUAGAGUAGUUUGUUGUUGUUGCAUAUGUUUAUUGCAGUAAUGCAUUUAAUAACACAGCUUACUUGCUUUAUUACCAUAAAGCUUCAU
Pimephales promelas (fathead minnow) is the source of this 3654-nucleotide messenger RNA. It is a transcript of the gene slc25a22a, whose product is annotated as solute carrier family 25 member 22a. Lineage: Eukaryota; Metazoa; Chordata; Actinopteri; Cypriniformes; Leuciscidae. Gene Ontology annotation, molecular function: L-aspartate transmembrane transporter activity; L-glutamate transmembrane transporter activity. The record is from RefSeq and is a predicted model, not a curated record. Gene Ontology annotation, biological process: aspartate transmembrane transport; malate-aspartate shuttle; L-glutamate transmembrane transport.